GUUAAAGCGUCGACACUAGUAUAGUGUGUGUUUAGAUGAAGAUGCUUUCAGGUGCGCAAAGCAACCAACACAGGACAACAAAAAGCAAUCUACAUAGCAUAUUUGCGGCAUCCUCGUAUAGAUGUUAUAACCAAUGGUUGGAAGAUGGCCUCUCACACCUUCAGAUGUGUGUCCUCAGAUGAAUUUCUAAAUAGCUGAAGACUGUUAACUCAAUUAUCAGUAUGGCCAGAAAUAAUUUAACUUAUAAACGGCAAGGCGAUACUUAAAACAUACAGAACCGAGAGAUAACAGACAAUAAACUCAUAAGCUUGGCACAAAAAAUUUAUAAAUCCUACUCAGAAAGCUCUUGCAAAAUUAAAAUAAAACAAAUGGUCAUAAAUCACCAAUACAUUCACGUCUGACCAAAAAAUGUAUUCUGACUGUGAUUUAUUUUGACCUUGUCCUCUAAUGAGAGCCAUAUUUGCAUACCGUUGCACGCCACCAUGAGUCAACCCAAUGUUACAGUUUUCUCAGCAAAUUUCUCUGGUGGCUCAGAAUCUGGAAAUUUAUAUCGACCGUUUUCUGUGUUCAGUGUUCUCACUCUUACUUUGCUGGCCAUGCUAGUAGUAGCCACCUUUGUUUGGAACCUUCUGGUACUGGUGACCAUACUGAGGGUGCGCACGUUCCAUCGUGUUCCCCACAAUCUGGUUGCUUCCAUGGCCAUCUCGGAUGUGAUGGUCGCAGGACUGGUUAUGCCCCUCAGUCUGGUUAGGGAGCUCUACGGUCGGCGCUGGAUUCUGGGACGGGCCCUGUGUCAGGUCUGGAUCUCCUGCGAUGUGCUCUGUUGCACGGCCAGCAUCUGGAACGUGACAGCCAUCGCUCUGGAUCGCUACUGGUCCAUCACACGUCACCUGGAAUACACGCUCAAGACGCGCAAAAGGAUCUCCAAUGUGAUGAUCGGCCUGACGUGGCUACUGUCUUCUGUUAUCUCGCUUUCUCCGCUCUUUGGUUGGGGUGAGACUUACUCAGAGGAGAGCCUGGCUUGUCAAGUAAGCCAGGAGCCCUCCUACACAGUCUUCUCUACAUUUGGAGCCUUCUACCUUCCCCUUUGUGUGGUACUUUUUGUUUAUUGGAAGAUCUACAAGGCUGCCAAGUUUCGCAUUGGUUCACGCAAGACAAACACCAUCACACCCAUGGCUGAGGUUAUAGAGGUAAAGGAGGCCGAACGGCAGCCGCAGAUGGCCUUCACCGUUCGCCAUGCCACAGUGUCAUUCCAAACAGAUGGUGAAACGUGGCGAGAACAGAAAGAAAGGAGAGCGGCUCUGAUGGUGGGCAUUUUGAUUGGUGUAUUCGUUCUCUGCUGGAUUCCCUUUUUCCUGGCAGAGCUUAUCAUUCCAUUGUGUUCUUGCGACAUCCCUCCUGUAUGGAAAAGUGUCUUCCUUUGGCUGGGCUACUCAAACUCCUUCUUCAACCCUCUCAUAUACACUGCCUUCAAUAAGAACUACAACAAUGCUUUUCGAAACCUUUUCACCAGACAACGAUGAGAAAUGAAAAGAAGAAAGAUGGACUGAAAAACUAGAGCUCAAGAAAGUCAAAAGACAUCCCGGUUCAGGGCUAGUAAAUGGACAAAAGCAAGUGCAUGAAUGAGUUGGUUUUAACUUUAGUUCGGAGAGUAAGGGGGCAAAUGAAGUAGAGAAACUGACUUCUCCAAUUAUCACAUCUUCAUUUGCUGGUAAUAGCGAGUAAAAAAAAAUCUAUUUAUGGCUGCUAAUGAUGUCAUCAUGAAAAGGUGGCACCAUCUGCUAAAGCAGAAGACUUAAAAACAUCUGCUGAAAGUUUGGUCUUUGUCUUGAGCAAAAACGACUCUACAGUACUUCAGCUGCCCAUAUACUCCUCAACACUUAUGGACUCUUGAGAGAAGACUAUAGCUGUUUUCUACUGUUCUAAAUGGAUGAAAGAUUUCAGAGAAUACAAAUGAUAUAAAUGUUUAAAAUCUGAGUCAUGGCAUAAUUUACAUCCAUCCAAUCUUUCCUAAAUUACUUGGCUAACAAGACAUUUUACACUGGGUACUUCGGACUCCACUGCAUUUCCUUGAAUUGAAUUAAUAUUUUUUUCUUAUGAACAAAUGCACCAUGUAAUAGAUGAACAAAGAAAUGGCAAAAUGAAUGGAAAUGGAACAGACAUCCUGUGAAUCAGAAAUACAAAAAGAAACGACCACAUGAAUCACAUGAGAAUGUUGUUGCAGUAUCUUCUUUCAUAAAUGUCUUUGUUUGCAGGCAGAACAUCUUAGCAUUUAUGUACUGUCUCUAUCAUAAAUGGAUCUUAAAGACAAUAAAAUUGAACCAUGCAUAUCAAGGUUAUUAUUAGCCUUUAAUAUUCACUGUUUGUAUACCAUAUUGGUAGCACAUUAUCUUACAGUAUGUGUACUUACCUUGUACAUUUAUGGUAAAUAUAUUGUACUUACAGACAAAUGUGUGGUACUUACCUUUGAGUAUCUUCAUGGUAAUUAAAUGGUAUUAUACUGUUCAUACUUGGUAUUAUUAUGUAAUUCUAAAUAAGUAUGGGGUAAUAUCAGAAACAUACUUGUAGUGGAUGUUUACUGUAACUAACAAGAAACACUACUGUACUUAGAAAUGAAUGUAUAAAGUAUUUAGUACUUACAGGCAAGCGUGUGUUCAUGACAGGUACUUAUAGCGUACCU
Messenger RNA from Paramisgurnus dabryanus, 2680 nucleotides. RefSeq names its product 5-hydroxytryptamine (serotonin) receptor 5A, genome duplicate b (gene htr5ab). Gene Ontology annotation, molecular function: G protein-coupled serotonin receptor activity. Gene Ontology annotation, biological process: adenylate cyclase-activating adrenergic receptor signaling pathway; positive regulation of MAPK cascade. Gene Ontology annotation, cellular component: plasma membrane. The record is from RefSeq and is a predicted model, not a curated record. NCBI's taxonomy places the organism in Eukaryota, Metazoa, Chordata, Actinopteri, Cypriniformes, Cobitidae.